Molecule: messenger RNA, 4905 nt
Organism: Helobdella robusta
Lineage: Eukaryota; Metazoa; Annelida; Clitellata; Rhynchobdellida; Glossiphoniidae
Exons: 3
Coding region: 1-4905 (1634 amino acids)
Molecular function (GO): calcium ion binding
Source: RefSeq, a predicted model, not a curated record
AUGAUAACAAUUUCGAAAUUAUCUUCUGCUGGGAUGUUCUUGUCGUUCUUAAUAUUCUACUUAGGGAUACAGGGUAGCUAUAGGGGCGGUGAAUUAAUGGCAAGAGAUGUGCCAGAUUCUGUGCACUCCAGUGACCAGGUUACUGAUAAGUUAUUAUUUGUCAAUGAUUAUUGCAUUUCAGUGAAAAUAACUUUUGAAGUUUUUUUUUUUUAUAAAAGUGAACCAGUUGGAAAAAUAGUGGGCAAAGUUAGCAGCACAGUAAAAGACUUCCCGGCACAGACGGCAAGAACAGUGAAACAACAACUGCAACAACAACAACAACAACAACCUCAGGAUAAAACAAAACAAUCCGUCCAGCAAACAUUAGGAACAACAAAACAAAAUGCUCAAAAAGUUUUAACAGCAGUUCAGAGACAACAGCAACAACAGUUAGAAAAAGUAAAAAAUGUCGCUCAACAGUCGGCCACGAAAAUUCAACAAAAGGCCAAACAAACAGUUCAAACGUUAAGCAAACAUCUCGAUAGCACGGCCAACAAACUGAAGACAGCCGCACAAAGCAAGGUCAACGUUGAAACAAGGGAUGAAAAGAGUUUCGCCUCGAAAGCAAUCGAAUUCGUCACUAAGUCGGCCAAAAACUUGGCAAAGAAAGCGGCAAACAUGAUUCCUCAGAGGAAGCCGAGUAAGCAAACAGAUGCGGAUGGGAAGAUUAAAGUUGAAAGUGUGCCAGCGAGGAAACCUUCCAAGAACGUUGAAGCAUCUAUCAAAUCAGCAUCAUCAACUCUGGCGAGUAAAAAAUUAGUUUUAUUAAAUUAUGAGAGAUUCAUAACGUCGUUGAUGUUUUUUUUUGUUUGCCAGGUUAAACAAGCGCCAAAAUUAUCGAAGGAUGUGAAAGCAACAAUUGCCAGCAAGAAGAUCGAUAAAAAGUUGGAUACCGAUGGGGAUGGCAUUCCCGAUUAUUUGGACGAGGAUGAUGAUAAUGACGGAAUACCGGAUUAUCUUGAUACUGAUGACGAUGGUGAUGAGAUACCUGAUUCCCAAGAGGUUGAUUCCGAUGGCGAUGGAAUACCGGAUUACCUGGACGAUGAUGAUGAUAACGAUGGAAUACCGGAUAGCGAAGAUGACGACGACGAUGGUGAUGGCAUUCCAGAUUAUCUUGAAAAUUUGGAUACAGAUGGAGACGGUAUACUGGAUUAUCUGGAUGAUGACGACGAUAAUGAUGGGAUACCUGAUUCCGAAGAUGAUGACGACGAUGGUGAUGGAAUCCCUGAUGACCAGGAAACGGACCGAUUAUUGGAUACAGAUGGUGAUGGGAUACCGGAUGUAUACGACGACGAUGAUGACAAUGAUGGAAUACCGGAUAGUGAAGAUGAUGAUGAUGACGGUGAUGGAAUACCGGAUAAAGAUGAACUUGUGGAUACAGAUGGUGAUGGGAUACCGGAUGUAUACGAUGACGAUGAUGACAAUGAUGGAAUACCGGAUAGUGAAGAUGAUGACGACGAUGGGGACGGCAUUCCUGAUUCCCAAGAGGUUGAUACGGAUAGCGAUGGAAUACCCGAUUAUUUGGAUGACGAUGACGACAAUGAUGGAAUACCGGACAGUGAAGAUGAUGACGACGAUGGUGACGGUAUUCUGGAUUCUCAAGAAAUCGAUACAGAUGGUGAUGGCAUACCGGAUUAUUUGGACGACGACGAUGAUAAUGAUGGAAUACCGGAUAGUGAAGAUGAUGACGACGAUGGUGAUGGCAUUCCCGAUUCUCAAGAAGUUGAUACCGAUGGUGACGGCAUACCGGAUUAUUUAGAUGACGAUGACGACAAUGAUGGAAUACCGGAUGAUGAAGAUGACGACGAUGAUGGUGAUGGCAUUCCCGAUUUUCAAGAAAUUGAUACAGAUGGUGAUGGCAUACCGGAUUACUUAGACGACGAUGAUGAUAACGAUGGUAUUCCGGACAGUGAAGACGACGAUGACGAUGGAGAUGGAAUACCGGAUAAAGAUGAACUUGUGGAUACAGACGGUGACGGCAUUCCAGAUGUAUACGACGACGACGAUGAUAAUGAUGGCAUACCGGAUGAUGAAGACGACGACGACGAUGGAGACGGUAUCCCAGAUCACUUAGAACGGGAUACGGACGGUGACGGAAUACCGGAUUAUCUAGAUGAUGAUGAUGAUAACGAUGGCAUUCCGGAUGAUGAAGAUGACGACGAUGACGGUGAUGGUAUUCUCGAUGUUGAUGAGCCUGACAGUGAUGGGGACGGCAUACCGGACGAUCUUGAUGACGAUGACGACAACGACGGAUUGCCAGACUACUUGGACGAUGACGACGAUGGCGAUGGUAUCCCAGAUUCCCAGGAAAUUGAUACAGAUGGUGAUGGAAUACCGGAUUAUCUUGAUGACGAUGAUGAUAACGACGGUAUACCGGAUAGCGAAGACGACGACGAUGAUGGUGACGGAAUACCAGAUGCUGUAGAAAAUUUAGAUACCGAUGGUGAUGGCAUACCGGAUUAUCUUGACGACGAUGACGACAACGACGGCAUUCCCGACAGCGAGGAUGACGACGACGACGGAGAUGGAAUACCGGAUUAUAAGGAAAUCGAUACAGAUGGUGAUGGCAUACCGGAUUAUCUAGACGACGAUGACGAUAAUGACGGCAUUCCGGAUGAUGAAGACAACGACGAUGAUGGCGAUGGCAUCCCGGAUGACCAAGAGAAGGAUUCUGACGGUGAUGGCAUUCCCGACUACCUUGAUGAUGACGACGACAACGACGGAAUACCUGACGUAGAUGAUGACGACGAUGAUGGUGAUGGCAUACCGGAUAGUAAAGAGCUUGAUACCGACGGUGAUGGCAUACCGGAUUAUCUUGACGACGAUGACGAUGGAGAUGGCAUACCGGAUGAUGAGGAUGACGAUUCUGACGGUGAUGGCAUUCCAGACGAUCAGGAAAAAGAUACAGAUGGCGACGGAAUUCCGGAUUAUCUUGAUGACGACGAUGAUAACGAUGGAAUACCGGAUGCCGAAGACGAUGAUGAUGAUGGGGACGGAAUUCCUGAUAGUCAGGAGGUUGAUUCUGAUGGCGAUGGAAUACCGGAUUACCUGGACGAUGAUGAUGACAACGAUGGAAUUCCGGAUAGCGAAGAUGACGACGACGACGGCGAUGGCAUUCCGGACCGUCUUGAGAAUUUAGAUACAGACGGUGACGGCGUACCGGAUUACCUAGAUGACGAUGACGACAACGAUGGAAUACCCGACUACCUUGAUGAUGACGAUAAUGGCAAUGGGGUACCGGAUCACUUGGAAAAAGAUACGGAUGGAGAUGGCGUUCCGGAUUACCUUGAUGACGACGAUGAUAACGAUGGGAUACCGGAUAGUGAAGACGAUGAUGAUGACGGCGACGGAAUACCGGAUAAAGAUGAAAUUGACACUGAUGGAGAUGGCAUUCCGGAUGACAUUGAUGAUGAUGAUGACAACGACGGAAUACCAGAUGAUGAAGAUGAUGACGACGAUGGUGAUGGAAUUCCCGAUUCGCAGGAAAUUGAUACAGAUGGGGAUGGAAUACCGGAUUAUCUAGAUGACGAUGAUGACAAUGAUGGAAUACCCGAUAACGAAGACGACGACGAUGAUGGUGAUGGUAUUCCUGAUACGUUAGAGAAGGAUACAGAUGGUGAUGGCAUACCGGAUUAUUUAGACGACGACGAUGAUAACGACGGUAUUCCGGAUAGUGAAGACGACGAUGACGACGGUGAUGGAAUACCGGAUAAGGAUGAACUUGUGGAUACAGACGGAGACGGAAUUCCGGAUGUAUACGACGACGAUGAUGAUAAUGAUGGCAUACCGGACAGUAAAGACGACGACGACGAUGGAGAUGGUAUCCCAGAUUCAGAGGAAAUAGAUACGGACGGGGACGGAAUACCAGAUUAUUUGGAUGACGAUGACGACAACGAUGGCAUACCGGACAGCGAGGAUGACGACGACGAUGGCGAUGGCAUUCCGGAUGUUCUUGAAAGAGAUACUGACGGUGAUGGUAUUCCCGACUACCUAGAUGAUGAUGACGACAACGAUGGGAUACCCGAUUCGGAGGAUGACGAUGACGAUGGGGACGGUAUUUUGGAUAAGGACGAGUUGGAUACGGAUGGUGAUGGCAUUCCCGAUGAUCUGGACGAUGACGACGACAACGACGGCAUACCGGAUCAUCUUGAUAACGAUUUGAACAACAACGGUGUACCGGAUGCUGAAGAACUCGAUACAGAUGGAGAUGGCAUUCCCGAUUAUCUUGACGACGACGACGAUAAUGAUGGCAUUCCCGACGUGCUGGAUGACGAUAAAGAUGGGGAUGGCAUUGUCGAUGAUGAGGAUGGGGAUGGCAUACCGGAUAAUGAGGAAGAAGAAGUCAAAGAUAGCCCGAAGAGCAGUCGCAAGAAACACAGCAUCUCAGGCGAUGAUGACGAAGACGAUGCUGGAUUGAUGUUUUCCAAGCGGGAUAGUGACGGGGAUGGCAUUCCGGACUACCUGGAUGACGACGACGAUAACGAUGGCAUUCCGGAUCGAUUAGAUACAGAUUCAGAUGGUGACGGCGUUGCAGAUGAAGAUGAUCCAAAUUACGCCACGAAAUUUCUAAAAACUGUCGCCAAAUCAAAGUACAAAUCAGUCGAACCCCAGGAAGACCUUGACCUCUGGGAUUUUAUGACUACCUGGUACUUUGACAAGAAAUCAGAUGAAGCAAGCGAUGACGCAGAUAAUAAAGAUGACGAUGGUGAUAGUAAGAAAGGUGACGAUGGUGAUAGUAAGAAAGGUGACGAUGGUGGAGAAGAUGGGGAUGGUGACGGGAAAGAUGAAUCGUGGUUUGGAAUAACGAAAAAAAUGAAGAACUGGUUGUUUAAAAGUAAACCCGCGGAAGAGAAAAAGAGAGAUUGA